GACACGUCUUUGUCCUCGAGACAGGGUAGAGGUGACUGACCCACAAGCUAGCUAGCUUUUCUAGGAUCCUCUAGAAAGCUUAGAUCAGAGUCUGUUCAGCACUAGAUUGGCUGCCAUUCUGUGAAGUACAACCAUACACAUCUGACCUAUGUGCUCCGGUAGGACCCGAGCUGCUAACCUCUGAGCCGACUAUUGGACAAUGGACCGAGCCAGUGGACACAGGGAUCGACGGAGACUGGUGCUAGGGGAGACAUUUGAUGAUUUGUCCUCCACACAAGACCAGUGUCUACGCACACAUCACAUACUCAAGAUCGGUGACCACGUCUCUCUGUUUGCUGAGGGCCAGAUUGAGUCAACCAAUGGAUUCAUCAGCACUCUAGGACUGGUUGAUGACAGGGUGGUAGUGAACCCCUCCGAUGGUGACCUCAAUAAACCCCCGGCCAAGUUCAGAGACUGUAUCUUCAAGAUCCUCCCGAUGCAGCGCUACUCUGCUCAGGAACAGUAUCGCAAGGCCACCUCCUCCACCAGCACCAAGAGCAUGCCAGAGAUUGUCAUUCAACAGAAACUAAAGUUGGCGGCAGAUCAAGAGAAGAACACGAGUAAGACAGAGACUGAGAAACUCUGGGGCACUCCAGUGCAGUAUGGGACUACCAUGAUACAGCUUCUCCACGUGAAGAGUAACAAGUUUCUGACGGUGAUGAAGCGACUGCCUGCUCUGGUGGAGCGCAAGUCAAUGAGAUGCUCACUGGAUGCUCAGGGAUCAGAGGCUGCCUGGUUCUAUAUCUCCCCCGUCUACAAGUUGAGGGCCUCAGGGGAGAACGUGUAUAUAGGAGACAAGGUGGUGCUGCAACCAGUCAAUGCGGGGCAGCCCCUCCACGUUAGUGACCUCAUGUUAUUGGACCAUCCAGAGUGCAAGGAGGUCAACGCUGACCCGGCUGGUACCUCCUGGAAGAUCUGUCUAUUCAUGGAGUGUCGGGAGGACAAGAACGACAUCCUCAAGGGGGGUGACGUGGUUCGGUUGUUCCAUGCUGAGCAGGAGAAGUUCCUCACUGGGGACAAGUACAAGGACUCCAUGCACGUCUUCCUACGCUACACUGCACGAGCUCGUAAGACCGACGCCACCUCCUCCAAGGCUAUGUGGGAGGUAGAGGUGGUGAACCAUGACGCCUGUCGAGGAGGAGCUGGGCACUGGAACAACCUGUACCGAUUCAAGCACUUGGCAACCGGCCGUUACCUCGCUGCUGAGACCGAUACCGAUACGUCCUUUGACCCCAUGCGCCAGAAACUGAGAGGAGCCUCUGACCAAGUAUUCCAUCUCGUGUUAGACACUGAAGCCAUGGAACAGUUUUACACCAUAUUUGAACUUGUCUCCACAACUGUAUCUCGUACUGACCAGAUGGUUCCCAGGAACUCUUACGUAAGAUUACGUCACAUGUUUACACAGACGUGGGUACACGCGACCUCCAUUUUCAUCGACAAAGAAGAGAAACCGGUCAUGACUAAAGUUGGUCUAGCACAGAGGAGAGAGGAUAAAGAGGCGUUUGCUAUAGUGCCAGUGCCAGCUCAAGAGGUGAGGGAUCUGGACUUUGCCAAUGAUGCGGCCAAAGCUAUUCAGAAAAUCUCUAAAAAGAUGGAGCAAGGACAGAACAUGACCCCCAAUGAGAGAAAGUACAUCACAACCCUGUUGGAAGAUGUGGUGUUCUUUGUGAUAGGCAAGGAGAACCAGGGAGCCCAGAGACCAGAAGCCCUCACCGAGGCUGGCACACCGGACAGGGACAGACAGAAGCUCCUCAGGGAACAGUACGUCCUCAAAGAGAUAUUUGGUCUCCUUCGUAUCCCGAUGAAUCGUCCGAGUGGGGGGAUGCCCCUGUUCCAGAUGAGCGACCUCAUGGACAAGAGAUAUGAGUCCCUCCGCUAUAUCUUCCAACUCUGUUACAGAGUCAUCCAACAUUCACAGAAAGGUUAUCGAAAGAAUCAGGAGGAGAUAGCCAACAAGUUUCUGCGGACAAUGCAGAGUCAGAUUGGGUAUGGUGUGUUGGCUGAGGACACGAUAGCUGCUCUGGUCAACAACAACAGCAAACUGCUUGAGAAGUAUAUACAUGAGAACGAGAUACAGAUUUUUAUACAGCUGCUGAGAAACAGUCGACAAAACAAAUUUCUGACGUACAUUGGUGACCUGUGUGUGUGUCAGGGAGUGCCCAUUCAGAAGGUGCAGAACAUGGUGUGUGACACUGUGCUCAAGGAGGAGAACUCGGACGUCCUCAUGAGAGUCAGUGUUGAGGGAGACGAGGUAAUGCUUCAUUGGACGGUGGAUGGACAAAGCCGCUCCAAAAGUCAGGGGGCGUUGGCCAAUGGGGCGAGGCGGCGAAUACCGGACGACAUGAAGAACCUCGACUAUUUCCAGUCCCAACUUGAGCUGUUUGCCAAGAUGUGUCAUGGCCGACAAUACCUCGCCAUUAAGAGGGUCAAGGAACAGCUGCCAAUAGAUGUAGUACUGAGAUGCAUGGAGGACGUCUCUCUCCCAUUCAGCCUCAGGGCUGCCUUCUGUCGUAUCAUGCAGUGUGUGCACCUGGACAUCAGCCCUCAGGAGACAAUGAGUGCCGUCAAGUAUGCACGACUCUGGGACGCCAUUCCUAAGAACACUGUCUUCAACGACUACUCUCCUUGGAAAACCCGUGGUAAUGGUGGCGCCAGCUGUGAGAUCAGCACUGAGAGUGACUCUAAACCCUCACAAAAUGAACUCGAUAUCAACGAAACAAGUGAGCCGGCAUCCAUUGGCCCGAGUCUAAAGGUCCCAGUGGAGGCUAAGCGGAUGUGGUUCAGUCAACAGAAGAGAGCGGAGACUGAGGCCGUCACACUGCAGAAGACCACCUCAUUUGUUGAGAGCUAUCUUGGCAGCAUUGUGUGGAGUUUCUCAGAUAAGGAGCAGAACUUACUCACUAGAGAGGUUGUCUGUCUUGCCAGAAUGAUGGUGUACUUUGGGUUCUACAAUUUCUCCAAGCUGCUCAACCUGACACGGGUGCUACUAGACGGACUCGAUCGCAAAUCAGCGUCUCGUAAAUCAACUGCCGGGGGUCUCUUUGGUGUGGGCAAUCUCGGUGAGGAGGGUAACAAGAGUGAUAGAGUUGAGAGUGGGACAUCGUCAGCACUGGGUCAGUUUGUCAUGGCAACAGCUACACCCUUCCUAGGUAACGCUAUGGCCGACGAUCCGGACGACAGUUGGGACACUGGAUUCAAGGACGACGUAGAGCAAGUUGUCAUGGAUACCAAGAACAAGAUCUUGGAAAUUAUCCUGUUCAUUAUGGAUGUACGACUAGACCUACGCAUCACCAACCUCCUGGUGCUCUACAAGAAGCAGUACCUCGAGCUCGAACAAGAGUUCUCCAGUCCACCUUCUGCCUCCGAGAUCAGCCUCGAUGAAAUUCUUGACGAGUUUGAAGGAAUAUUUUACGGCCGUGAUGGGAUAGAUAUGGAUCUAGAUGGGGUCAAAGGUCGACAGUUACUGCGUAUCCUCAUCCAGAUGGUGAUGGCCAGCCACGCCUCCCUCGCCUCUAAUGCUCUCAAUCUACUCAUACGACACUUUUCUCAACGCAAGGAGAUGGUGCAAGGGUUCAGACAGGUCCAACUGCUCGUGUCUGCUGAGGACAUUGACAACUACAAGACAAUACGUAAGAACUUGGACAAAUUGAAGGCUCUCGUUGAGGAAGCGGAGCUUUGGGUACAGAAGACACCGAUGUUGUCAGAGCAACGGCAACCUAAGUUGUCUCGUAAAUCAAGUGUGGCCGGUCCCAUUGCAGAGGAGGUGGCGGCCAUUGCAGCUGUCACCAAGUAUAUCUCUAACCCCAACGCGACCAGACGACCUAAGAUGAAGCCACAUUCAAAGCCUCAACGGUUGCCUAGCGAUGCUGUAGGUGAUGAACCUUCAUUCAAGGAUGCCUUGGUCAAGUACUCCAAAGUUAGCGAGAUACUCCACGAGCUAAUAGACCUGUGUAAGGGCGACAAUGUUGCUCACAAACAAAGGUUGCUAAGGAACAUGAAGGCCCAGGAGGUGGUCCUGGAACUACUACAAGUUCCCUACAAGUCAGAGGACUAUCGUAUGAGGGACAUAAUGAGAACAGCUCACGUGUUCUUGCAGCAUUUCUGCAAGCACAACACUCCAAACCAAGGACUCCUCUACAGACACCUCGAGCUCUUCCUGCAGAGUGGCGAUAAUGUGGUUGAAGCCGAGACCCUCACUGAGAUAUUCCGUGAUAACGCUCACCUGUGUAGCAAGGUGACAGAGUCGGAGGUACAACACUUCGUCCAUUGUAUAGAGAAGAGCCGCAACGUCAAGUACCUCAAGUUCUUUCAGACCAUCGUGCAGGGAGGGAAAGGGAGCAGGCGGGCACAGGAGAUGGUCACUGAGGAGUUGGCAAGUGCCGGAGAGGAUGUGUUACUGUUCUACAACGACCAGGCCUUCCCCACUCUCCUCCAACUCAUGAAGGACGACCCUGGUGACCAGGUGGGGGAUCUUGCUUAUCAUCUCAACCUCGUUAAACUGCUCACGUACUGUACCGAGGGUAAGAAUGUUUCCACGGAGAUUAAGUGCCACUCCCUCCUACCACUGGACGAGAUUGUACGCGUGUGCACUCAUCCUGACUGUAUACCAGAUGUUAAGAACACCUAUGUUCAGUUCCUAUACCAUUGCUACGUUGACACACAAGUGGACAACAAGGAGACAUUCACUAAGGAGCACGUUUGGGACCUGUUCAAGAACUUUAUGAUAGACAUGGAGAACAUAUGCUCUCCACGGAGACUGGCCCUGGGCAGUGCGGAGGACACUAUCCUGAGGGAAUAUGUAUGUGAAACCAUGCCAAUGGUUGUGUCUGACUUUUUCAGGGCCGGUAGUCUGGCACUCAGUCAGAUGAAGGUGCCGGCUCACCAGCAGACGUUCAAGGAUCUGCUUCAGUCUCUUGUGAAGCUGCUUCAAUGUAGCUAUGUCCAGGACAAUGACAAUGAUGAAAUCAGAACAGAAAUUGACAAGUGUAUCAAGCUCAUGCACAAAAUUUCCAAAGAUGAGGCCAUUCCUUUACCAGCACAGCUAGAUGAUCAGCUCGUUAACUCAAUGUCAACUAGAGGGGCUCGUAUCCGAGGUCUCCAGUGGAGGAACAAAAUAGUUGAAAAGAAGAAGAUCAGUAUGGCCAACAUCCCAGCUGCUCAAGAUAACGCUAACAAGGCAAAAACUAUCAUUGAUGGAGCCACAAAUGUGAUGAUGCACAUCAACGACAAAUGGAAAGAACUGACGAUUGCUGAGCAGUCUGUCCUGGUCAACAUCUUCCAUUCCCCUGAGGCCGUUUUCAUUCCUGGUACCAAGACCUACAAAACAUGUCGCCCUCGAUUCAUCUCGAGCAUCAUACUACACAUGGAGAGCGAUGUGUUCAUAAUGGACGAGGACCUGUGUGUGUGCGUGCUCAUGAACAUACGAGGCAUGCUGGAGAAACCACCAGAACUUAUGGAGGCCGGAACUGCCUUGAGGGAGAAGUUGUUGCAGGUGUACUUUUCCACUUAUGUUCAGCAGCAGUACCUCAAUCCCAUGCCUGAGGGCAGGGGAGGCCUGGCUGCCAAGAUGCGUAAAUUGAGCAUCGCUAGUCGAGUGUCCCGACUGUCGGACCCACAGCAGCUGGCCGUGUGUCUGGGGCCUAUUAUUCUCAAACUGGAAGAGGUUCAGUCACGACUCAAUAGGCACGGGCUGACCCAGCUGAUCAUUAAGCUGAUGACAGAUAGUGCCCACAACAACGUGAUCCUGGAGACGGUACAGCUGGCUGUUUCCCUACUCAAGGGAGGCUACGUUGAGGUCCAGGAGACGUUUCAACAGCAUUUGUCUUACCCUCACUCUGAGAAGUUCUUUCAAGCCAUCCAUAACCGUUUCCAAGAGGCCCAGAACGAGGUCAAGCUCAACCCCAUGGGCUUCAUCGUCACUCAAAAUGAGGAGAGUACGACACUAGUAAUGACGGGGGCGGGGCAGAAGUCCAGUUUCAACAGAUCCUCCCCUCUCAUAUCUCACCUCUCCAUGGACGUACAGGAGCAAAUUUCUCUAGCAGCGGCUGCUACUCAGAACACUGGCCGGAGUGGGCGUAGUCGCAAGCGGGCAAUGUCGUCAGAAUUCAUGGACCCCUCUCCCAUUAGUAUCGUUGCCGGGGAAACAGUGAUGGAACAGUCGGAGCUGGUUGUCAUGACACCACUCAUACACUUCCUGCAACUGCUCUGUGAGAAUCACAACCACUUCUUACAGAACUACCUCCGCAAGCAGGACUACAGCAAGACCAGCUACAACCUGAUCCUGGAGACCCUCCGCUUCCUCGACUGUCUGUGUGGGGCCACCACCGGAGGACUUGUGUUACUCAGUCUCUACAUCCACUCUAAUAAUGUGUGUCUCAUCAACCAGUGCCUGGCCGCACUCACCGAGUACUGUCAGGGACCAUGUCACGAUAACCAGAAAUGCAUUGCGAGUACAGAGUCGAGUGGUAUUGACAUCGUUGUUCAGAUACUGCAAGCGGAGCUAACUGCUCUGGAGGACCACCAAGACCUAGCUCUGGAGCUAAAGAACAAUGCUAUCAAAACACUCCUCGCUGUCAUGGAGAGUCACCAAGACACUGACAUCAUCGACCGAAUCAUGGUCAAGAUUGCCAACCCUCCUGAAGUACUGAUCGAUGUUUGCUCAGCUAUCUACAAACAGUCUUCCAGUGGCCGGACCUACAAUGAGGAGAACUCUCCACUGGUGGUGGGUCACAACGUGUACAUCCUGGCCUAUCAGCUGGCACAGUACAAGAAGGAGCUGAAGGCAGCACUAGACAAGGCCACCAGCAAGGGGGAAGCUAUUGGAUACUAUGCCAGGAACACUGCUCAGAUUGAGGUGGUACGUAAGGACCGUACACUGGAGCAGAUCAUCUUCCCCAUCCCCAGUGUCUGCCAUUACCUCACGGAUGAGUCCAAGGCUCGGGUCAUGAUCGACACGGAGUGCAACGAACAGGGGAGCAAGGUCGACGACUUUUUUAAAAGGACCAACGAGCUCCACGAAGAAAUGGAGUGUCAAAAAGACCUGAGAGAUCGAAUGGUCCAGUAUAAGAUAGCUCGUCACAUGGGUCUGUGGUCCAGUAUCUCGUUCUACCUUGCCUUCUGUCUCAACAUGAUGGUGGUCUUUCUCUACCCCUUCGACAAGGGCUCCAAUUACAUCAACUCUAUGGAUUUGAAGACGUCCAUGUUGCUAUGGAUGGUGUUAAUUGCUUCUAUACUACUAUUAAUCUAUGGAGACAGGAAACACAUCAAGCGCUACUCUGUGUCUUUAGCGGCACUGGCUGUUAUCAGGAGUCUGGUUACCUUGGGGAUGCAGCCGACACUAUUCCUGCUCGGAUUCUUACAGCUUGUCAACAAAGGCGUGUUCAUAGUGAGUCUAUUAUCAAAUCGUGGCAUCCUUCGUAAGCUGUGGACUGUUCGACCACGACGGGCCACAAAACAUUAUUUUCAGUUUAUUCGUGAGCUGAGCUCUGACCUCUUCUUCAGUCCCCACCUCCCUUAUUAUUGGAUGCAGUUCACAUUCUGUUUCCUGGGGUUCAGUAUACACGAGUUCUUCUACUGGGUACUGCUGAUUGACAUAGUCUAUCGCUACGACACGCUGAUGAACGUGAUCAACAGUGUUCUCAGGAACUACCAGUCCAUUCUCCUCACUACCAUACUCGCCAUUAUCAUCAUCUAUCUCUACGCCAUCAUCGGGUACUUGUUCUUCGCAGAUGAUUUUAGACUGGUCACCAACCCCCUCCCAAUGAUUGCCGGGGAGUGUCAAGCUGAUGGUGUAGGUUGCAGCGAUUCCCCUGCAGAGUGGCCGGUAGUGAUGGAGAAGAGCUGUGAUACUCUAUUCAACUGUUUCAUGACCACCAUUAAAGAGGGCCUGAGGGCAGGGGGAGGGAUCAGUGAUGUCCUCAGGAAACCAUCUAGUCAGGACCGUCUGUAUCACCUGCGGACAGCCUUUGACCUCACCUUCUUUUUCAUCGUCAUAGUGAUUAUCAUCCAGAACCUCAUCUUUGGCGUCAUCAUCGACACCUUUGCUGCCCUCAGGGCUGAGAAGGACCACAAGGAAGAGGUGCUCAAGAACACAUGCUUCAUCUGUGGUCUCCCGCGAGGUGCCUUUGAGAACAAGGACGUGACGUUCCACAAACACAUCAUUCAGGAGCACAACGUUUGGCACUACCUCUACUUUAUAGUGCACCUCAAGACUAAAGACACCACUGAGUUCACUGGACCGGAGAGCUACGUAUUCAAGAUGAUACAGCCUUCAUUCAACAUCAUCAAUGCUGAAUAUGCUAUUGAGAGUGAUGCUAGGCCAGGCUCCUCUUCACAAGGAAAAGCUCCUGACUUGGAAUGGUUUCCACGAUUGCGAUGUAUGUCACUACUAAAUCCUGAAGAGGUUGAACAGGAGCAGUACGAAAUGAGAGACCUUCAACUGCAGUUACUCGAGACCAACAUGCUCGUCAAGAGCCUGUCAGUCCAGCUCAACGACCUUAAAGAGCGGAUGAUAGCUCAGCGAAAGAUGCAACAGCACAGAACGCUGCAAGACCGGUUACCAGGCAACGCUCCACAACACGUUCGAAUGUCAUCUUAUCCAAUGGGACCCUAGUGAAAUAAACUCAUUCUUCUUAUUUGUCCAAUUUGAUAUCGUAUAAUUGAAAUUAUUGUGAUGAAGUUGGUAGAUUAACAACUGAUUUGUUUCAUUACACAAUCAUGAUCAUGAUUUUAUCCACUAGGAAUUCAUAAUUAUAUGCAUUAGUGUAUUUUUACUAUGUCUUGUACAAUCUAUAAUUAUUGUAACGA
Molecule: messenger RNA, 8844 nt
Organism: Halichondria panicea
Lineage: Eukaryota; Metazoa; Porifera; Demospongiae; Suberitida; Halichondriidae
Product: inositol 1,4,5-trisphosphate receptor type 2-like
Exons: 54
Coding region: 200-8650 (2816 amino acids)
Biological process (GO): release of sequestered calcium ion into cytosol
Cellular component (GO): plasma membrane; sarcoplasmic reticulum; endoplasmic reticulum membrane
Molecular function (GO): inositol 1,4,5-trisphosphate-gated calcium channel activity; calcium ion binding; inositol 1,4,5 trisphosphate binding
Source: RefSeq, a predicted model, not a curated record